AUGUCGAGAUCUGGUGUUUCCGUUGCCGACGAAUCUCUGCAAGCAUUUAACGACUUGAAAUUAGGUAAGAAGUACAAGUUUGUCCUUUACGGAAUCAGUGAAGACAAGACCACCAUUGUGGUUAAAGAAACUUCUACAAGUCAAUCCUACGAUGAAUUUUUAGGUAAGUUGUCAGAAAACGAUUGUUUGUAUGCCAUUUACGAUUUUGAAUAUGAGAUUGGUGGCAACGAAGGUAAGAGAUCCAAGAUCGUUUUCUUCACCUGGUCUCCAGACACUGCACCAGUUAGAUCUAAGAUGGUUUACGCUUCUUCUAAGGAUGCAUUGAGAAGAGCAUUGACUGGUGUUUCUGCUGACAUCCAAGGUACUGAUUUCUCUGAAGUCUCCUACGAAACUGUUUUGGAAAGAGUCAGCAAGGGCGCUGGUUCUCAUUGA
Zygosaccharomyces rouxii is the source of this 432-nucleotide messenger RNA. It is a transcript of the gene COF1, whose product is annotated as cofilin. Gene Ontology annotation, molecular function: actin filament binding. NCBI's taxonomy places the organism in Eukaryota, Fungi, Ascomycota, Saccharomycetes, Saccharomycetales, Saccharomycetaceae. The transcript is spliced from 2 exons. Gene Ontology annotation, biological process: actin filament depolymerization; actin filament severing; cell motility. Bases 1 to 432 code for a protein of 143 amino acids. The record is from RefSeq and is a predicted model, not a curated record. Gene Ontology annotation, cellular component: actin cortical patch; actin cytoskeleton; cytoplasm.